Messenger RNA from Penicillium longicatenatum, 1614 nucleotides. Its product is annotated as cytochrome P450. The record is from RefSeq and is a predicted model, not a curated record. Bases 1 to 1614 code for a protein of 537 amino acids. Lineage: Eukaryota; Fungi; Ascomycota; Eurotiomycetes; Eurotiales; Aspergillaceae. The transcript is spliced from 6 exons. Gene Ontology annotation, molecular function: monooxygenase activity; heme binding; oxidoreductase activity, acting on paired donors, with incorporation or reduction of molecular oxygen.
AUGGCGCUUGUUACCGAAGUGUUAAGCACUCCCUAUAUUGCUCAGUGUGUCUGUGUUGUGCUUCUGCUGGUGUUUCUCUCCAGCGUAUGGGAUGAUGUUUCCGAUGAGAUCCCCUAUGCUCAGUUUCCUUUGAUUGGAAAAAGCCGGUGGGAUCUUUCCAACACGAAGGCCAAGUCUCUAUUCAGUCAAUCAGCACGGGCGUUGAUUGCGGAGGGCUUUACCAAGGGUCGCAAUGUAUUUCAGGUCAUGGCUCCAACCCGACCAUUGAUUGUCCUACAUCCAAAGUAUAUCGAUGAAAUCAAGAGUCAUCCCCACCUAGACUUUGAUGGCGCUACUAGGAAACACUUCUUCUCGGGCCGUAUCCCUGGCUUCGAGCCGUUCCAUGCAAAUGGAGCAUCUCGAGUUCUCUUGGAUGCAGUGCGAGUCAAAUUAACUCAAGCCCUUGGUGGCCUGACAAUACCGCUCUCCAAGGAGACCGCCGCGACGGUGAAAGACACCUUUACCCCAUCGGAUGAAUGGAAACCGUACAACUUUUCCUGCAAAGUGCCGUACAUGAUAGCACGUAUCUCCACACUGGUAUUCCUCGGUCAGAAAGCCUGCCGCAAUGAGGACUGGAUCGACGUCGCCGUUCACUACACGAUCGACUCCUUUAAGGGGGCCCGCGAACUACGGCUGUGGCCGUCCAUCUUACGACCGGUAGUACACUACUUCCUACCAUCCAUCCAAAGGGUUCGCUAUCAUCUACGCGUUGCCCGGGCUAUUGUGAAACAAGAGAUUGAGGAGCGUAACAUGAUCCGCGAUGGCAAGCUGUCACCUGAAGAACCACCUCGUACUCAGGCCGAUGCCCUCGAUUGGUUUGAGGAACUGUCUAGAGCAUACAACAUGCCCUUUGAUAUGACACGUGGACAAGUUGCGCUGUCCUUGGCGGCCAUUCAUACUACCUCGAAUCUUCUCACAAACAUUAUGUACGACCUCGCAGCGUACCCGGAAUACGUCCAGCCUCUCCGCGACGAGAUUGCCGCCGUUAUCGCUGAGGAUGGCGAGCUCAAGAAGACUAGUUUGUUGAAACUAAAGCUGAUGGACAGUGUGAUGAAGGAGUCGCAGCGCACAAAUCCAAUCAGUAUGACAUCCCUAAAUCGCCUGGCCUUGGAAACAAUUCCUCUAUCAGAUGGAACGGUCAUCCCCAAAGGCGCCAUGAUUGCUGUCUCUGCCCACAUCAAUGAAGACGAAACCAUCUAUCCUAACCCCGAAAAAUACGACGGCUACCGCUUCCUCAGAAAGCGCCAAGAACCAGGCCAUGAGCACAAACACCAAUUCGUGACAACCACUCGUGAAAGCUAUGGGUUUGGCCACGGAGUCCACGCUUGCCCGGGCCGCUUUUUUGCGGCUAAUGAGUCCAAAAUUUUGCUCAUCCAUUUAUUGCUUAAAUAUGACUGGAAAUUAAAAGAUGACAGCGGACGACCGAAGAGCUUUGAGAUGGGCAGCGAGAUCGUUACUGAUCCGACUGUCGAGUUGCUUUUCCGAUCAAGGGAUCCGGGGCUUGAUCUUUCUGCCCUUGGAGAGGGAUCUGCACAGAGAAUCGGUACUUCUUGCCGUUUUGAGAGUUCCUUCUGA